This is a messenger RNA of Ornithodoros turicata, 960 nucleotides long. RefSeq lists its product as uncharacterized. The transcript has a single exon. Bases 1 to 960 code for a protein of 319 amino acids. The record is from RefSeq and is a predicted model, not a curated record. Lineage: Eukaryota; Metazoa; Arthropoda; Arachnida; Ixodida; Argasidae.
AUGGAGAACCCCGGCGAUCCCUCAGGCACAUCUGAGGAACCUCAUUUUCCUCCUGCACGCUCUCCCGCACCUCCCCAAGCCAUCCAGCCAACACCACCAGCGAUGGGCCACAUCGCCGUUCGGCUGCCGCCAUUUUGGCACCGGAGCGCGUUCAUCUGGUUUCAGCAAGUUGAGUCUCAAUUUAUCCUCGCUGGCAUCACCAACCAGUUGACCCAGUACCGGCAUAUAGUCGCUUCUCUGCCAGCCGAGAUCGCCAUGGAUGUCUCCGACGUCAUAUCGGGCCCGCCCGCCACCACUCCAUACGACCGCCUCAAGGCAGCCGUUCUCCAACGGACGACGCUAUCUGAGCGCAAGCGGCUUCAACAAUUGUUAACGGCUGAAGAGCUCGGUGACCGAACACCGUCUCAGCUGCUCAGAGCCAUGCAGAAUCUUCUCGCUGACAGAGCAGCCACUUUUGAUGAAUCCCUGCUCCGGGAAUUGUUCCUGCAGAGGUUGCCGGCUACUGUCAAGAAGGUCCUCUCCACUGCCGGCGGGUUGCCACUUGCCCAGCUGGCUCCGCAUGCAGACAAGGUGAUGAAGGUUGCUCUCCCUGGAUUAAGCAUAGCCGCAGUCUCCGGCACCAACAGACCGUCUCGCGGUCCGGAUCCCCCUCUGCACGGCUGCCACCCACCCUCACCCUCUCCAGCUGAGCUCGUGGCAGAGGUAGCUGCCAUGCGAACUGAGGUUCAGCGUCUUUCCGAGACUGUGGCUGCUCUGCACUCUCCUGACAACCGUCCACGAUCUCCACGCAGAUCCUCUCGCUCACGCCGUUCCCGGCAGUUCGACAGACGGCGACAAAGCCUAUCACCACACGACAGUGCCAACCCACUUCCGUGUUGGUAUCACGAGCGCUUCGGCGACGCGGCUUUCCGAUGCACACGUCCUUGUGGCUGGUCAGGAAAUGCCCCCGGGAGCCGUUGA